Molecule: messenger RNA, 1153 nt
Organism: Alligator sinensis (Chinese alligator)
Lineage: Eukaryota; Metazoa; Chordata; Crocodylia; Alligatoridae
Gene: CDNF
Product: cerebral dopamine neurotrophic factor
Exons: 4
Coding region: 4-708 (234 amino acids)
Biological process (GO): dopaminergic neuron differentiation; neuron projection development
Cellular component (GO): endoplasmic reticulum
Source: RefSeq, a predicted model, not a curated record
UGCAUGAUUACCAAAAUGUUCCUUCUUGUAGUCAUAAAGGACAAACCUCCAGAUCCAAUCCUUUCUAACCUGCUUUCUGAUUGGGGUGACUUUAACCAUGUUUAUUUUGAGUCCUUUUUUGGGAUUGUUGAAAGCUGUGGCUGGGGUGGAGGCUUUCAGGAGGACCCCUAUAUAACACAAGGAAGUUUGAAGAUUUCAGGUGCCAACAAACUCAUAUCUGUGUGUUUCCGUUGGCUUGCUGCAGCCUGUGUUCAGAAAGUGUGUAAAGAAUUCUUGGACAAAUUUUACAACUCUUUAAAAGAAAAGCAUUCUGACUUCACUGUGGCUGCCAUAGAGGAGGCUUUGCUCAGCAGCUGCAAGACUGCAAAAGGAAAAGAACAGCGCCUGUGCUAUUACAUUGGAGCAAUAAGUGAUGCACCCACCAAGAUCAUCAGUGAGGUCAGCCGCCCAAUGAGUGCCCAUGUGCCCGUGCCCAAGAUCUGUGAUAAGCUGAAGAAGAUAGAUAUUCAGAUCUGUGAACUCAAAUACGAAAGGAAACUGGAUCUGACAUCAGUGGAUCUCUCCAAAAUGCGAGUGGCAGAGCUUCGGAAGAUCCUGGAUAGCUGGGGAGAAGUGUGCAAAGCCUGCAUAGAGAAAACCGAGUUUGUGAACCUGAUUAAGGAGCUAGCCCCAAAAUAUGCACCUCCAAACUCCCGAGCAGACCUUUAGCUUGCACUCAUUCCAAACAAGCAUUGGCUAGAGUAUGUCAAAGAAUGAUUGAGUGACACUGCAGUAGCUGGGCUAAAUUAAUUUAGUUGUUUGGCAAUUGCUCACAAGGGGCAAGAAUUUCCACAUUAUUAUUGCUAAUAAUUGCUUUUACAGCACCGUAGUGCUGGUGCUUACAAACACAAUGAGACAAGGUUGCUGCAGUAAGGAACUAUGAUUAAUGUGAUUAGUAUGAUUAGUAGUAGUAGUAUUUCUUAUUGUAACGAGAAGCCUCAGUCCCAUAUACGUAUAUAAUAAAAAGCUGGUUCCUUCCCCAGGGAUGCAUUUUUAGUCUGGAGAAGAGAAGACUGAAGGAGGAUUUAAUAGCAGCCUUCAACUACCUGAAGGACGGUUACUAAGAGGAUGGAGCUGGUCUGUUCUAAGUGGUGGCAGAUGACAGAACAAGGAG